Colletotrichum destructivum is the source of this 1693-nucleotide messenger RNA. Its product is annotated as Putative nitrilase/cyanide hydratase, carbon-nitrogen hydrolase. Gene Ontology annotation, molecular function: cyanide hydratase activity. Bases 457 to 1572 code for a protein of 371 amino acids. Lineage: Eukaryota; Fungi; Ascomycota; Sordariomycetes; Glomerellales; Glomerellaceae. The record is from RefSeq and is a predicted model, not a curated record. The transcript is spliced from 3 exons. Gene Ontology annotation, biological process: cyanide catabolic process.
GUAGCUGUUUCUUUCCCUUGCUGGUUACCCUCUCGGCACUUUGCAGGCCUUUGACUUUUGGUCACGCCACAAAGACAUGGACGAGCCACUCGACCCGAGCUCGGAACAGAAAACUUGCUCGUUUUGAGCUCGAAUGCCUUGCCUGUAUCAUCAGCUACCACACAGACGGCAUUUGAAGUUUUUGCCAACAAUGUCAGUCCCAACCAACCUUCCUCGAGUGCCAGCAGAUGGCCAAUGGACAGAACGUUCCCCAAAGCCCGAAGACAUCACCUUGGUCGUUUGAUGCCAGCAACAAUCGAGAUGGAAGAAAGCAUAAAAGGACGUGAAGAGCUUCGGCAAACUCGAACUAUUUCUCUUCACCUCAUCACAAUCAGUCCUGGUAUAUCAGCAAGAUUCAAGUUUUAACUAAACAACUUACUUCCGUUGAAAGUUUUCGAAACAACCAUCGCCGCCAACAUGCCCAUCACCAAGUACAAGGCCGCCGCUGUCACCUCCGAGCCCGGUUGGUUCGACCUUGAGGCCGGUGUCCAAAAGACCAUCAACUUCAUCAACGAGGCUGGUCAAGCCGGCUGCAAACUGGUCGCCUUCCCCGAAGUCUGGGUCCCCGGCUACCCCUACUGGAUGUGGAAGGUCACCUACAUGCAGUCUCUCCCCAUGCUCAAGAAGUACCGCGAGAACUCGCUGCGCGUCGACUCGGAGGAGAUGCGCCGCAUCCGCCGCGCUGCCCGCGACAACCAGAUCUUCGUCUCCAUGGGCUUUUCCGAGCUUGACCACGCCACCCUCUACCUCUCACAGGUCCUGAUUGACCCGACCGGCACCGUCAUCAACCACCGCCGCAAGAUCAAGCCCACCCACGUCGAGAAGCUCGUCUACGGCGACGGCUCCGGCGACACCUUCAUGUCCGUCACCGAGACCGGUAUCGGCCGCGUCGGCCAGCUCAACUGCUGGGAGAACAUGAACCCCUUCCUCAAGUCCCUCAACGUCUCUCAGGGCGAGCAGGUCCACAUCGCCGGCUGGCCCGUCUACCCCGGCAAGGAGCGCCAGGUUGCUCCCGACCCGGCCACCAACUACGCCGACCCUGCGUCCGACCUCGUCACCCCUGCCUACGCCAUCGAGACCGGCACCUGGGUCCUGGCUCCUUUCCAGCGCCUCUCGGUCGAGGGACUGAAGAAGAACACCCCCGAGGGAGUCGAGCCCGAGACGGACCCCUCCGUCUACAACGGCCACGCUCGCAUCUACAAGCCCGACGGCAGCUUGGUCGCCAAGCCGGACAAGGACUUUGACGGUCUGAUGUUCGUCGACAUUGACCUCAACGAGAACCACCUCACCAAGGUUCUCGCCGACUUCGCCGGCCACUACAUGCGCCCCGACCUCAUCCGUCUGCUGGUCGACACCCGCCGCAAGGAGCUCGUCACCGAGGCCGACCCCGAGGGCGGCAUUGCUUCAUACAGCACCUACCACCGCCUCGGACUGGACCGCCCCUUGGACUCCAAGCCUGAACUGCACGAGCACGAGGCCACCGGCAAGCGGGUUGCUAAGGAGCCUGCCACGAAGCCCGCCACGAACCUUUGAAAUCUAUGCUCCGAACCUGUCUGGAGGACUUCUCGAGUAACUUUGGUUGUAUAAAAUUCACGCUUUUUGUAAAUAGAAAACCCAUGUACAUAUAGAAUCUCAUCUCAAGCCAUUUUGGCCC